This is a messenger RNA of Myripristis murdjan (pinecone soldierfish), 2483 nucleotides long. RefSeq names its product potassium voltage-gated channel subfamily S member 3. Gene Ontology annotation, molecular function: voltage-gated potassium channel activity; protein binding. NCBI's taxonomy places the organism in Eukaryota, Metazoa, Chordata, Actinopteri, Holocentriformes, Holocentridae. The transcript is spliced from 3 exons. Gene Ontology annotation, cellular component: membrane; voltage-gated potassium channel complex. Gene Ontology annotation, biological process: protein homooligomerization; action potential; potassium ion transmembrane transport. Bases 289 to 1788 code for a protein of 499 amino acids. The record is from RefSeq and is a predicted model, not a curated record.
CCGGGUUUGCCUCCCUGCCUGCCAGCAGCGCUGUUUUCACACAAGAUCGCAUUGCCAACCCCUCCCUUUUCACGGCAGAGAUAAAAACUACCGGAGUGGCCGCGGUCUCCGUUACAGCUCCUGUCCGGCGAAUGAAGCCGCACCGCCGCCCAGCCCCUCCACCGCAGGCGCUGCUGAGAGCGACCCGCGCCUUGGAGCAGCUUUUACUAAUAUUUUGGAAGAAUGUGAGAAGUACACCCCUCUGCUAAAAGUUAUUUUAAUGGAAACAAAGGCUACAAGUCCAGCACCAUGGGGUACGGGCAAAUCCUCCAUCGGCGUGGGCAUGAGGCGGACCAGGUCCACCUCAACGUGGGAGGCGUACGACACGAGGUGCAUCCGGACACGCUGCUCCGCUUCCCUCACACGCGGCUGGCUCGUCUGCUGUGCUGCCAAAGCGAGGCGGCGAUCCUGGAGCUGUGCGACGACUACAGCCCGGCUGAAAAGGAGUACUACUUCGACAGGAACCCCCGGGUCUUCCUGUGUGUGCUCAACUUCUACCGCACGGGACGCAUCCACAUGAUGGAGGAGGUGUGCGUCUUCUCCUUCAGCCAGGAGAUUGAGUACUGGGGCAUUCAGGAGCUCCACCUGAGCUCCUGCUGCAGCAACUGGUUCCAGGAGAGGAAGGAGUACAUCGAGGACAGAGACUGGGACGUCCGGAGCGACGACCAGCAGCAGCCCAGCUUUGACUCUUCGUUUGAGGAGCUGUCUGCCCUCGAUAAAGACCUGGCCAAGUUCAAAGGCGCCUGGUGUGCAGAGGUACGGAGCUAUGUGUGGCUCCGGCUGGAGGACCCGGGUCACUCACGAGCUUCAAAGGUCAUCGCCGUGGCUUCUCUCGGUGUGGUGCUGACCUCUAUCGUUGCCAUGUGCGUCCACAGCAUGCCUGAGUUUCAGAAAGUGGAUGACAACGACAGGCCCAUUGAGGACCCUGUCCUAGCCAUCCUGGAGGUGGGCUGCAUCGCCUGCUUCUCAGCUGAGUUCAUUAUCAGGCUAAUUGUCGCCCCAUCUCCCAGGAAGUUCCUGGGGAACCCCUUAAACAUCAUCGACGUUGCGUCCAUCUUGCCAUUUUACGCCACACUAGCUUUUGAGACAGAUGACGAGAACGCUGAGGAGAACGAGGACUUAGAGAACGUGGGGAAAGUGGUGCAGGUUCUACGUCUGAUGAGGGUUUUCCGUAUCCUAAAACUGGCUCGUCACUCCAUCGGGCUGCGAGCGCUGGGUGCCACAGUCCGCCACAGCUACCACGAGGUGGGUCUGCUUCUUCUCUUCCUCUCUGUGGGAAUUUCCAUAUUUUCUGCCCUCAUCUACUUUGCCGAGAAGGAGGAGCAGGAAACGAAGUUGGGGACCAUCCCCAUAGGCUGGUGGUGGGCCACCAUCACCAUGACUACAGUUGGCUACGGUGACACCUGCCCAGUGACGCUGGCAGGGAAAAUAGUGGCCACCAUGUGUAUUGUCUGUGGGCUGCUGGUAGUGGCCCUGCCCAUCACUAUCAUAUUCAAUAAGUUUUCUAAGUACUAUCAAAGAAACAAAGCCAUAGAGGGCCGGUGUCUGAGCGAGGCUGAAAGACAAGACCCAAACCUCCCGUACUACAACAUUAGAGACUUGUACACACACAGCGUAUACCCUUUCAUGGGAGGUAUCGCCUUCAGGAACAGUGUGAGCAGCGGAGGCGACGAAACAGAUGCCUCCAGUCUCCAGGACAUAGAGGAAGUGUACGAUAAUGACACUUGUGAAAAUAGGGCAGCACAAUGAGAUCACUGCCAUCUCACUGGGUGUCGCUCCGUUACGAGCACAGGCCACCGCAAACCGUUAAGUGUCUGUCAGAGCAGAGCUCUCCAUCACUGACCCUGCCUCCUGCAUUGUCUUCUCCCCACAAUUUGACAGAGAAAAAUAGGGGUCGUGGGUUUUUUUUCUACAAGAGGAUAGCUUAUGAAAUAUAUCACUAAAACCACGAGAUCCAACGGGAAUUAUUUGAACCUUGCUCAGAGAUUUGAAAGCCCAUUUUCUGCUUGAGAAAACUGCAAUGAUGCAUGUAGGGGGCCAUAAUGUUAAUGUUUUUCAAGGUAAUGUUCUGUAUUGAUUUGUCUGCACGCUGAAAGUUCAGACUGGGAGUUCAGCAAAUACUAAAGUGUAGAGUUACAACAUAGUGUAUGAUACAUACAAGGGUUAAUUUAGGUGUCUAAAUUGACUGAUGUUAUGUACUCUGCAUGAACAAAAAAUGCUUUUUUGAAAAGAGUAAUCCCAUUAAGUUGUGUCGAAUGUGUAAUUGUAUUGAUGCUGUGGAAGAGAGGAAAAAUCCCUGUUGGGCCACACAUCUCUGUGUAAAGCACCGAUCUUCCCGGCUACACUUAAAAUAUUGUUUGGGACAGUCAUGUUGGCAUGCUGGCUGACUCUCUGAGGUGAGUCAUGUGGACACGAAAUAAAAUCUGACUCAAUGAAUCAGAAGA